AUUUUUAUUUCAAGGUCGGGAGGAUUGCGGGAAAAUGAUAAAGUGUACACUGCGCCAGGAGAAGAACGGGAGGAUAUUCUUCCCGGAUUCUAACCAAGAAAUCAGUAGAAAGAUAAUGGUCGUCUUCCCUCCAAAACCAAACCCAGAUCAGAACACAAUGUACGGGUUCAGUGAGGAGACUCAGGAACCGGUUUAUGUCCAGAUGGCGUUCGAAUCUCAUCCUCGUCCAACAGCUGAUCAGAUGACGUGGUUUAUUGGAGAUAUGGAGCAAUCAGUUCAACUUCAUCCUGGGCAGGAAUCUGCGGAUGGUUUGUAUUCAGCUGGUGAUCUGAAGAAGGGAGCAGGGGAUUGGUCCAAUGUAUCUCUGACCAUCAACUCUAUGUCUAGAUCUGAUCAAGAUCUUCAAUACCAUCUCAGUGUUAAGAAUGAUUUUAGUGAAGAGCCUACAAUUUAUUCCUUUACUGUUAUGUUCAAUGCUAAGCCUAUUACCACAACAACAACCACAACAACCACAACAACUACAACUACCACUACAGUUACAACCACAACAUCAAAACGAGAGUUGCAGUUUGUUACAUUGAAAAACGUUGAGGUAGAGAGUAUGGGAGGUGGAUCUGUGGCAGCUAUUGUACUGAUCCUGAUAGCUCUAUUGAUUACAUGUAUUUCUAUAUUCUGGUUGAAGAAAAAUGAAAGAUUAUGCUUCAAACCUUAUCAGGAGGUGACUCAGAAUCCAGGGGAAAAUGAGAAACCAAUAUUAAGAGCUUAAAGAUUGACAGACUCUCAAGUACUCCCCAGUGCAUGAGAAAACAGACAAAUGUUUAAUAAACUGAGUCUGGUAAGAACGAACUUGUAGAAAAUAUUGUAAUCAGUUUCUUAAAAAAUAAAAUAAUGUUUAACUUAAA
Eurytemora carolleeae is the source of this 902-nucleotide messenger RNA. RefSeq lists its product as uncharacterized. Lineage: Eukaryota; Metazoa; Arthropoda; Copepoda; Calanoida; Temoridae. The record is from RefSeq and is a predicted model, not a curated record. The coding region runs from base 35 to 766 and encodes 243 amino acids. The transcript is spliced from 9 exons.